CAACUACCGUCUCUACGUCUCGUCUCACCCCUAUCCGUUUCCUCCGUUUCACACUCUCCACCCUCACCCCCUUUCCCUUCCCCUUCCUUGGUAUAAGUCCUCCCUUGCUAUUUCCGCCUCACAUCCGACCACAAAUCCCCACCCCAGGACCAGUAGCAGCCAUGACGACCUCCGCCGUCGCCAACCUAGCCGGCGCCUCCCCGCUGCCUGCCUUCGCGCCGAGGCCCAGGUCCAGGCCCAACUCCGCCAGCCCGGGCCCGUACGGGCCCGCGCCGCGCCGGCUCGCCGUCGCUGCCCCGCCGCGGGCCUUCUUCUCCUCGGCGCCUUACCAGCCGCCGGAGCCGGAGGGCUACUCCUCCGUCCGGGAGUACGGCCUCGUGCCCAUGGUCGUCGAGACCACCUCCCGCGGGGAGCGGGCCUACGACAUCUUCUCCCGCCUGCUCAAGGAGCGGAUCGUAUGCAUCCACGGGCCCAUCGCCGACGAGACGGCGUCCCUCGUCGUCGCGCAGCUGCUCUUCCUCGAGUCCGAGAACCCGCUUAAGCCCAUCAGCCUCUACAUCAACUCCCCCGGGGGCGUCGUCACCGCGGGGCUCGCCAUCUACGACACCAUGCAGUACAUCCGCUGCCCCGUCAACACCAUCUGCAUCGGCCAGGCCGCCUCCAUGGGGUCGCUCCUGCUCGCCGCCGGCGCGCGCGGGGAGAGGCGGGCGCUGCCCAACGCCAGGGUCAUGAUCCACCAGCCCUCCGGCGGGGCGCAGGGACAGGCCACCGACAUCGCCAUCCAGGCCAAGGAGAUCCUCAAGCUGCGCGACCGCCUCAACAAGAUCUACGCCAAGCACACGGGCCAGAACAUCGACAAGAUCGAGCAGUGCAUGGAGCGUGACCUUUUCAUGGACCCCGAGGAAGCGCGCGAAUGGGGGCUUAUAGACGAGGUCAUCGAGAACCGCCCGGCCUCCCUCAUGCCUGAGGGCCUCAGUGCCGUUGACCCGCCUCACCACGGUGGGGGCGGCGGCCCCAACGGCCGUGGCAGGGACAGGGAUAUGGAGGAGCCCUCGGCGGUAUGAGGGGUGGCCAGGCCACAAAGGCAAAUGAACAAACAUGUUGAGUGCACACUACAUUGGAAAUACACGAAUCAGUGGAAUGCAACGGAAACAGACGCAAGAACUCGGAGCGCCUUUUUGGUAUUUUCUGGGUUUAGUGAAGCAGCCUAACAUACCUUUUUGGUAUUUUCUGGGGUUAAUGAAAUAACACAAGGUUAUCGAGGAACUACCUCAAUGUGAUGCGCUAUAUAUGGGGUGAUAUGACAGCAAAAGUUCAAUCCAAAACUCCCAAAGCACAUCAAAAGUUCAAGCCAAUACUCCCAAAGCACAAGAUGCAGUCCAAGAUCUUAGAUAAUAUGGGGUAUAUGGUCUGAUUUAAAAACUAGAGGUGAGGAUCUUUAUAAGGCUUUUGGUAAGAGCAUCUCUAGCAUAUCCUGGAAUAGUGGUCAAAUCCAGAAAGUUGAGUUUUGGUUGAGAAAAGAAGAACUGAAUAGAUCCCGUAAAAUGGGAUAAACCAUUUUUUUCUAGGUCCUUGGUUAUUAUCACCUACACCGGUGUUGAACUUUGAUUCUCAGGAGGUUUGAUACUGACCGAUUUCACACAUCAUGGCUUGUUCGAGUACCUUCAUGACCAAGCUCUCCCAUGGGAGCGCCUUCAUGGGAGGAGGCGGGAGAGGUCAGACGAUGGCCCGAGCUGGCUAGAAGUGGUCAUGCUCGCAGCCCAUGGAAGCACGUCCAUGGCCAAGCUCCCUGGUGGAAGCACCUUUGCUUUAUUUUUUUGAGAAAUCGGAAGCACCUCCACUGGUUGAGGCAGGGGAGGCGAUGGGAGCUCAUUUCGAAUGUAAAGACAAACUCAAUGGGGACGAUAGAAAAGAAUUGGGCCUCGGUUUGAUACUGAUUGAUUUCACACAUCAUGGCUUGUUCGAUUACCUUCAUGGCCAAGCUCUCCCAUGGGAGGGCCUUCAUGGGAGGAGGCGGGAGAGGUCAGACGAUGGCUCGAGCUGGCUAGAAAUGGUCAUGCUCGCAGCCCCAUGGAAGCACCUCCAUGGCCAAGCUCACCGGUGGAAGUGCCUUCGCUUUAUUUUUUUGAGAAAUCGGAAACACCUCCAAUGGUUGAGGCAGGGGAGGCCAGGCGAGGGCCCAAGCCGGGCAGAUGCGGUGAUGGGAGCUCAUUUCGAAUGUAAAAACAAACUCAAUGGAGACGAUGGAAAAGAAUUGGGCCUCGGGUUAUCUUUCAUAGAGCGCUUCUUCUCAUAAUAGAGAAGAGAAAUGGGCCUCUGCUUAUCUUCAUCCAACGUAGUAGAGAGUCAAUCCACAACAUCGUUGGAUAUAUCCAUGUCGCUUGAAAAAUAUUUCACAUAAAUAUUGUUAUUUGUCUUUAUCAUAAAA
Molecule: messenger RNA, 2428 nt
Organism: Hordeum vulgare subsp. vulgare (domesticated barley)
Lineage: Eukaryota; Viridiplantae; Streptophyta; Magnoliopsida; Poales; Poaceae
Product: ATP-dependent Clp protease proteolytic subunit-like
Exons: 2
Coding region: 162-1064 (300 amino acids)
Biological process (GO): protein quality control for misfolded or incompletely synthesized proteins
Cellular component (GO): endopeptidase Clp complex
Molecular function (GO): ATP-dependent peptidase activity; serine-type endopeptidase activity; ATPase binding
Source: RefSeq, a predicted model, not a curated record